GGUUUAAUAUUUGACUGCUUGUAUUUGACAUUCCUCAUACUAGAUAAACGAGAUCGUAUAAUUUGAUUGUUUUGUUGAAUAGGCGGUUAAUAAUUUAAUUUUUCCGCGAAAAGCACGCAAGUUCAUUUACGAAUUUGAAACAAAUCAUGUAAGGUGGGAUUUAUUUAAGUCCUUAUUUAGAGUAUACAAGAUCAUGUCUCGGGAUAUAAGGUCAUUCUUCUUACCUAAAAAAUCGCAAAAACCUAAAGAUGAGGAUGAUGAUAUUAUUCCCGAGUCACCUGAUGUGCAAAUCAAAAACAAGAAAAAAGAACCUAGAAAAAAAAGAGUUAUUCAUGAUUCAGAUGAUGAAACAAAUACUAAGAAGACAUCUUUAGUGUCAAAUAAGUCACCGCGAAACAAAUCUAAACCAGAUCUUAAAGAGGUGAAAGUUGUUGAUCUUUUUGGCAAUGCCCCUAUAAAAAGAACUGAACCUUUAGUUAAGAAAAGCAAAAAGCAGACUGAGACCGGUAUACACUCAGAUGAUGAAUUUGAAAAGAGUCUUCUAGAAAUUGAUAGUGUUGCUGUAGGAGAUAAACCAGAAAUAAAACAAUUUGAUGGUGGUAAUUCAGAAUCUAAUCACAAAGACACCACCACUUUAAAAACACCCAAAAACAAACAAAAAGCAAAAUCCCCUGCUAAAGCUGUAGUUACCUCAGCAAAACAAAAUUAUGCAAAUAAGAAAGAAGAAUCAAAGUUGAACAGCAAGAGGAAAUUUUCUGAAUUUGCUGAAAUAGAGGUUCAUAAUGAAGAAGAUAACAUAAAAAGAAAGAAAAUGGAUGUAAGUGUGUGUGACAAUAAAACUAAAGUUAAACAACUAAGUGAAGACAAUGAUGAUGCAGAUGUUUCAACAUUUGAAGAUGAGUCCUCUUCUAAACAUAAAAAAAAGAAAGUCAAUACAAGCUUAAAUGAAUCAGUUCUAACGGAUGAAGAACGACAUGAAAGAAAGAUGCAUUCCGCUGCCUUAUACCAGAAGUAUUUGCACAGAUCUGGCCCUAAGCAUUUGGGAGCAAAGGAAAUGCCAGAGGGUUCACCAGAUUGUUUGAAAAAUUGUGCAUUUUUACUGACUGGAGUGUUAGAUUCUUUCGAAAGAGAGGAAAUUGUGGAAGCAAUAAACAAAUAUAGUGGUUGCGUUAAAAACGCAAUUAGUAAGAAGGUGACCCAUGUUUUGGCGGGCGAAGAUGCAGGACCAGCAAAAAUGUCGAAAGCCCUGGAAUUAGGAAUCAAAAUAAUUAGUGAGGAUGAUUUUUUGCAAAUGAUUGCAGACUCUAAGAACUCUAAGAAUAAAACAUCUGCUAAAAAUGAUACAAACGACGACACUAAUAAUAAAAAUCAUUCAAAUAAAAGCAAAAAGAGUCCUAAAGACAAAAGCGUUGAUAAAAGUAUAAUUGAUAUCAAAAAGGAAAAAUCCCCGAAGGAAAAACAUACAAACGUAACUACGGUCAAAGAAGAAAAAUCAAGUGAAAACGUUAAAGUUAAUGCCAAAAACUCUAAUAAAUCAAUAAAUUCAGGCGAAAUUAAAAAAGACAUGAAAAUUGACAAAAAAAGUAUAAAAACAGAAAAACAAGAUUCAGAAUCAAGUAAUAAAAAUACAACUGUCAUAUCAGACGUUAAAAGAGAAGAUCAAAAGCCAAUCCAUAUAGUGCCUGCAUCUAUGUGGGUAGAAAAAUACAAACCACAGAAUGUCAAACAAAUAAUUGGCCAACAUGGCGACGCAAGCAAUGUUAAAAAAUUAACAAACUGGCUGACUAAAUGGUACGUAAAUAGGAAAGCUAAAUUGCCGAAGCCAAGCCCGUGGGCAAAGAAUUACGAUGGAGGCUACUACAAAGCAGCCUUACUUUCUGGGCCUCCUGGAGUUGGUAAAACAACGACAGUAUCGCUAGUGUGCAAAGAGUUAGGCUUCGACAUGGUGGAGUACAACGCGUCAGAUACCAGAAACAAAACUCUAAUCAAGGAACAGAUUGGGGAAAUGUUAACCACCAAAUCGCUAUCGGCUUACGCUAAAGGUGAUGUUGGUAAACAAGCAGUGACCAAGAAACAUGUCCUCGUCAUGGACGAAGUGGACGGGAUGGCUGGCAAUGAGGACAGAGGUGGUCUCCAAGAGUUGAUAAAUCUUAUAAAGAUGACGUCAGUGCCAAUCAUUUGCAUGUGCAACGACAGGAACAGUCAGAAAAUGCGCUCGCUCGUCAACUACUGUUACGAUCUGAGGUUCAACAGGCCACGGGUUGACCAGAUUAAAUCAGCGAUGAUGUCGAUAUGUUUCAAAGAGGGUCUGAAGGUCGCCCCAGACGUACUGUCGCAGUUAAUAGUGGCCGCCAACCAGGACGUACGACAGACCCUUAACUUGCUGUCUAUGUGGGCUGUGGAUCCCGACUUAGCCGACACUGACCGCUUGAGAAAAGAUACCAAAACUGUGAAGAAAGAUAUUAAAUUGGGCCCGUGGGAGGCGGUUCGGAGAGUGUUCUCGGCUGAAGACCACAAGUCGAUGAGCAUCCACGACAAAAGCGAUCUUUUCUUCUACGAUUACAGCCUGGCGCCACUGUUCGUGCAGGAGAAUUAUCUGCAGGUCGCGCCACACUGCCCCAAACAUGAAGUGUUGCAGCGGAUAAGUAAGGCAGCGGACAGCAUCAGUUUAGGCGACCUGGUCGAUAAGAGGAUACGCAGCGCACAGGCUUGGAGUCUACUGCCCACACAGGCUAUGUACAGUUCUGUGAUUCCGGGGCAUGAACUGGCGGGCCACGUGGCCGGACAAAUACUGUUCCCGGGCUGGCUCGGAAAGAACUCGCGCGCCGGCAAACUGCACCGGCUGUGUCAGGAGAUACACGCGCAUACGCGACUCAGCACGUCAGGUUCAAAAUCGUCAAUAUUCUUGGACUAUUGUACCCACUUACGCGACGCGAUAGUCAACCCGUUGAUCAAGGACAAGUCGGACGGUAUUGCUAAAUCGUUAGAGGUGCUAGAAUCCUAUCACCUGUUGAGGGAAGACCUGGACUCCCUGGUGGAAUUGUCGGUCUGGCCAGGGCAGAGGAAUCCCACCAUACUGAUUGAUUCAAAGGUAAAAGCGGCUAUGACGCGUACAUACAAUAAGACGUCCAGCGCGCUGCCGUACGCGCCUGGAACCAUAAAGCGAGGCUCCGCGCGGGACGACCAAGAGGCGAUGGACGACGAGGAGCUCUCCGACCAGCCCGAAGACAGCGACCCCGAAAAUGAUGCUUUGAUAAAGAAAAAGAAAACGAAAGAAACUGAAAAGCCAAGUUCCAGUAAAGAAAAACCAGGUGCCAGUAAAGAGAAACCAAGUUCAAGUAAAGGCAAAGCUUCAAAUAAAGCCAAAAAGAAAUAAGUAAUGAGAAAUUUGUAAAAGGAAAGCAUAAGAAAGAGGAUUGUAUCCAGGAUGUAGUUUACAGCCAAUUGAUUAAUAAUAAAAUUGUGACAUCUCUUUGUGAUUGUGAAAUCUCUUAACAUUGUAUUUGAACUGCAUGAUACUUAUCAUCAAAUGGAUAUCGUACAACAAACUAUUAUAUUAUUUGUAGAUACAACUGGAUCUUCAGACCCUCAUUUCCACAAUGUGUCACAAACUUUUCAAAAAUUUGUCGUUCAGAAUCAUCUGAGUGUGAUUUUUUGUAAGUGAAUAUAAUAUGUUAACAAUUUUUAUGUUAUGAAGACUUAUUUGUCCAACACCACACUUAAUAUAUCUAUUUUGAACUAGACUUAUUGAAUGUUAAAA
Molecule: messenger RNA, 3760 nt
Organism: Manduca sexta (tobacco hornworm)
Lineage: Eukaryota; Metazoa; Arthropoda; Insecta; Lepidoptera; Sphingidae
Gene: Gnf1
Product: replication factor C subunit 1
Exons: 18
Coding region: 194-3376 (1060 amino acids)
Biological process (GO): DNA repair; DNA replication
Cellular component (GO): nucleus; DNA replication factor C complex
Molecular function (GO): ATP binding; DNA binding; DNA clamp loader activity
Source: RefSeq, a predicted model, not a curated record